Molecule: messenger RNA, 3343 nt
Organism: Protobothrops mucrosquamatus (brown spotted pit viper)
Lineage: Eukaryota; Metazoa; Chordata; Lepidosauria; Squamata; Viperidae
Gene: EHF
Product: ETS homologous factor
Exons: 10
Coding region: 190-1095 (301 amino acids)
Biological process (GO): cell differentiation; regulation of transcription by RNA polymerase II
Cellular component (GO): nucleus
Molecular function (GO): sequence-specific DNA binding; DNA-binding transcription factor activity, RNA polymerase II-specific
Source: RefSeq, a predicted model, not a curated record
AAAUUAAUAUCACAUCCAUUUAUCUUCACUGCUACGAGUGAAGUGAUAGCCUGCCACCUAUGUUUACUUAAUAGCUGACAUACCUUGACCACUCUUUUGACUUUUUUUCUCUAACUAAAGGAUUUCCUCAACAGAAUCAGCAGCUAAAUGAGAAUUGAGAUUCUAAUCACCACAGGACAUGUCUAAAUCAUGAUUUUAGAAGGAACUGGCAGAAUGAGUCUUAAUUCCGUCACAAGUCUUCUUCAUGAACAGUCGACCUGGACAGAAGGAUAUCCCACAUGUAAUGCAGCAUCAAGCAGUUUUUUUGGAACACAGUGGCAUGAAAUACAUCCUCAGUACUGGACAAAGUAUCAGGUCUGGGAAUGGCUCCAACAUCUUUUGGACACCAACCAGCUUGAUGCCAACUGUAUCCCAUUCCAGGAAUUUGACAUCAGUGGGGAUCAUCUGUGUAGCAUGACUUUGCAGGAUUUUACCCGGGCAGCUGGUUCUGCUGGACAACUUCUUUACAGCAACCUCCAUCAUCUAAAGUGGAAUGCUCAGUGUGGAAGUGAAGUGUAUCCAUCACACAAUGUCAUUGUUAAGACAGAACAAACAGAUCCAUCUUUAAUGACCUCUUGGAAAGAAGACAAUUAUUUCUACGAUAGUGGAUAUGGUGGCACAGUAGAGUUAGUGGACAGCAAAGCCUACUGUCGAGCACAGCUUUCUGUCAGCACUAGUGGUCACCAACCUAUAGAGGAGUCUUCAGAAGGGAAGAAAAUUUCACAAGAUCACCCUCCAAAAUCACACAACAAGAAACACACUCCUCGAGGAACUCACUUGUGGGAGUUUAUCAGAGACAUUCUCCUUCAUCCAGAGAAGAAUCCUGGGUUGAUAAAAUGGGAGGAUCGGUCAGAAGGCAUCUUCCGAUUCUUAAAAUCUGAGGCAGUGGCUCAGCUAUGGGGAAAGAAGAAGAACAACAGUAGCAUGACUUACGAGAAACUCAGCCGUGCCAUGAGAUACUAUUAUAAAAGAGAAAUUCUUGAGCGUGUAGAUGGACGGAGACUGGUAUAUAAAUUUGGGAAGAAUGCCCGUGGCUGGAGAGAAAAUGAAAACUAAACACAACUUUAAAAACAGCUAUAGAAAUAUUCACUCGCAGGAAAUCCUAUAGGAUGUAAAUAUUCUAAAGACUGUUUUCUUCUAUUUAUGUACAAAAAUUGGGGUCUGCAGAAAUUACGUCUAAUGGGAAGAAGGAACACUAUUGUUUGUUGAUGUUAUAACUAUUUUAUUUGAAAUAUGUCCUUUUAUGGAGAGUAUGUACACAGUUUUCUGUGACCUAUGAUAACACUGUAUGUAAAUGUAUAAGGAUGAGUUGCCUUUCUUGUAAAGAUUUUAAAGAAAAUGAAUUCCAAAAGAAAUGUGAUUUAGCAUAAUGCUGUGAGAGGCAUUUGCUAUAGUGGGAGCAAAUCACAGGGCAUUACUUUAUACUUAGGUAUAUCACUGCAUUUUAGAUAACUAGGGAUUUGGAGUAUCUGUCUCAGAAUUUUAUGAGAUAGGUCUUUCCAUUCAAAAUAUACAUCUUUUUUCAAAGGCUGUUGAGUAGUGAGACAUCAAUGGUUAAUUAAACCAAAGGCUGUUGAGUUAUGGCUUCAUUUUUUUCCUUGGGGUUUUUUGGUUUUUUUUGCCGUUCUUCUAGACAAUAUUAAUGUGGCCAUUUACAGUAGCCUGGACCUUUUUGUAGUCCUCCAUGUAAAGUUGGAUUUAUCAACUCAUUCCAUGCCCAAAUAAUUCUCUUUUGAAAUAAAUCCUAGAACAUGAAGAAUUAUGAAUAAAAACAGUGGAUGCUUUAUUUGUAGACCUCAAUAACUUUAGUUGAGCUUCGUAACCAACCUUGAAUGCUUGUGACUCAAAUCACAAAAUUUUAUGUGUCAGCAGCAUAAAACUGCCUUUCCUAACCUGGAAUCACCCAAGUUUUGGAACUACAAACAAUUAUGCAAACUGGACAUUCUGACAACUUAAUUCUAGUUCAUCUGCCAUGUUGAACAAUGCUAUCUCUAGUGUAUCAAGGAUAAUCAAAGUGACAAAACCUUCCUUAAAAAAAAAUCAACUGUAUGUCUAUAAAGACUGGCAGCAAAUAUCCACAUUUCUGACAGGAGUAAUUUUUGGUUCUAUCUGAUCAAACUGAACUUGAGAUUUUAUGUAUCCAAAGCAUUUGCUUAGUCACCGACCUAAUAUAUGUUUGGAUAUGAACAUAGAAGUCUGUGUGAUAAUGAAGCUGUACUUUGAGAUUAAGGGUUUUUUUCAUUACAUAAACCAAGUCCCUCCAUUCAGAAUGCUAAUAAUCUAAGAUUCUGUUUCAGUCUUUCUUCCCUUUCUCCCAGAUGCCUAGUUUUUAUUUCCUGGGAUGGUAUGGCACGGAAGAAUAUUUCGUCAUGUAAGUUCCUUCGUGUAAGUUAAAAUGAUUCAGUAUAAGCACUACCAGCCCAAGAAAUACAAUUAAAAAUGACUUCUUUACGCUCAUUAAAUUUCAGUUGUGAGACUGAAUCCAAACCGUCUGAAACUUAAAGUUUCUGUGUUCAACACCAGUUGAGUAUUUUUCAUAAAUAUAUCAAAAUCACUUGUGGAAUAGAGCUUGUGCUUUUUGCUAAUAAACGUUGGUAGCUGCUGUUUGAUGAAAAAUACUCCUAAACAAGGCAGAUAAAAAACACCUUCGCAACCAUAAUUCCUGCCAAAACUUUUAGCUAGCACACAUCCAUUAUAGCUAUGUUAUAUUUGAACUUUGCUUAAGGUGAGUGGAGGCAGUUAAUCUUAUUUAUAGGAGAAGCUGGUAACCAGGACAGCAGGUUUCAAAGUAAGCCUUUUCUGUUGACUGAAUAUUUACUGACUCACUGAAUGAGAUUUUUCUUCAGUUUCUCUCUGUUCUUUAUUUUUAAAUCAAUGAAUCUCCAUAAUCUAAUGAUCUUUUUGUGCAGAAAUAUCACAUCUGAUGUGUUGGAUUCGAUACAGCCUUUUGCUAUUGAGUCAAAACAGUGUUAUUGUAGAGUAUCUAUAAUGAUAUAGCUACUUUUUUCACAGGGCAAUCUAUAUUCUCUUAAAUAAGUUCUGUUGCCUUAUGUCUAAGAAUUUAGGUGCAAAAUUAUAGAGGGGAAUUUAAAAAAAUCAUGGUGUUGUUCUUCAACAAUAUGAGAAUUAAAACUGUAUCUAAGCUGCACACAAAGUGAAGAAUACAGACAGCAGUAUUAGUACAGAUUUCUCCAAGUUGGUGGCCUUCAGUGCAACCACAGGGAAAUAAAGAAAAGUUGACCACCUACUCAAAACCCUACCCCCUUUUUAUUUGCAUUGUGAUAUACAUAAAAAUUAGAAAUCA